This is a messenger RNA of Haemonchus placei, 1344 nucleotides long. The record is from the annotation of a GenBank genome assembly. NCBI's taxonomy places the organism in Eukaryota, Metazoa, Nematoda, Chromadorea, Rhabditida, Trichostrongylidae.
UCUUCGUUUUGCCAAAUCCACUGGUAUAACCUGAAUUUUCAGAUCCUCAUCGUUUCUGCCCUCUGUCUUACAUCACUGCUUUCGAAUAUGACUACUUACAACUUCACAAAAAUCUGUAUGGUGCCUAAAAAUGACUCACAUAACGUUGUGGAACCAGGACAAUACAACAAAAAUCAACAAGCAUGGCUCCAAGCUUGUGUAGCCAUUGGUGCUCUGGUAGCUUCAUUUCCAUACACCUAUAUGUUCCAGCACUACACGAAGAAAUGGGUAUUUCUGUCAGCGGGUAUAAUUUCAGCAGAUGCCCAAAUUCAGGGCGUUGCUUUCUCGGCCACUUUUCCGAUUAUCGGGGCAGUUACAGCCGACUGGGCGGUUUUGACGGAACACGGCUUAUUCGUAGGCUUGCUCACAGGAUGCACUCAACUUAGCAAUAUUUUCACUAUGCCAGUAUCUGGCGCUCUCUGCUCGUCGAGCUGGGGCUGGCCAUCUGUGUACUACGUCCAUGCUGGAGUGUCCGUAGUAGCGUUCAUCUUGUGGUCGCUCAUAUACAAGGACGACCCAGAGGAUCACUCCAUGGUUGAUGUUGGAGAAUUGAAAAAACUUCAGCGCGGAAAACUAACGAAAAAGGAUCACCACACCGGCAGUAUUCCAUAUCGUUCAAUUUUGUCGUCCAAAACACUUUGGGGUGCUUGGAUAGCAGCUUUCGGCGAUUUAUUGGCUGUACAGUUGGUGGCCAUGUUCAAUCCGCAAUAUCUGAACGACUAUCUCCACUACAAUGUACUGAAAACGGGUUUCCUUGGGGCACUUCCCGUUCUAGUUCAAUUCAUUCUUAAGUUGCUGGGAGGAGUCUCAAGUGAUAUGUUGAAAUGCUUCGAUGAAACCACUAAGCUACGUGCGUACAAUUCGUUUGCCCUUGGCGGCUCAGCCAUUUUCUUUGCGAUAUUGGCUUUCGUCCCUCGGGAACAACGCGUCACUGCCAUUGUUGUUCUUGUUUUCGCGGAGAGCUUACUUGGAUUGAAUACGGCUGGAUUCAACAAGUGCGCUACACUGCACUCUCGACAGUAUGGACACUUUGUGAUGACCCAGAUUAUGAACAUAUGGGCGGUGACAAUCCUGCUCGAACCGUUUGUGGUGAACUCGAUCGUAGCAGCUAACAAUUUUGAAAGCUGGCGUAACUGCUUCCUGUUCCAUGCCAUCGCCCUUCUGGUCUGUAACGCUAUAUUCUGCAUAUGGGCUGAUGCCAAGCCUGCGCCAUGGACGCAAGUUCCCGAGCAAAGCAAUGGUGAUACACAUGACUCUGCAGUGCCUGAAAACGGUGGCAACAACACAGUUAGAAGUGCACAUUAG